This is a messenger RNA of Sphenostylis stenocarpa, 2055 nucleotides long. NCBI's taxonomy places the organism in Eukaryota, Viridiplantae, Streptophyta, Magnoliopsida, Fabales, Fabaceae. The record is from the annotation of a GenBank genome assembly.
AUGGAUGGGGAAGAAGUUUGGGAUGGAGAAGAAGUUUGGAAUGGAGAAGAAUCUACUAAGUAUGGAGAAGAAAUUAAGGAAGAAGAAAAUGAAGUUAAGGAAGCAGAAGAAGUUAAGGAGGAUGGAGAAGAAGUUAGGGAAGGAGAAAAAGUGAAGAUUCAAGAACAAGUUAGGGAAGGAGAAGAAGUUAAGGAUGGAGAACAAGUUAGGGAAGGAGAAGAAGAAGUUAAGGAUGGAGAAGUAGUUUGGGAUGGGGAAGAAGUGAAGGAAGGAGAAGAAGUUAAGGAAGAAGAAGAAGAAGAAGUUUUGGAUGGAGAAGAAGUUAAGGGUAAAGAAGAAAGCAUGGAUGGGGAAGAAGUUUGGGAUGGAGAAGAAGUUAAGGAUGGAGAAGAAUUUUGGGAUGGAGGAGAAGUUUGGAAUGGAGGAGAAGAACCGAAGUAUGGAGAAGAAAAUGAAGUUAAGGAAGCAGAAGAAGUUAAGGAGGAUGGAGAAGAAGUUAGGGAAGGAGAAAAAGUGAAGAUUGAAGAACAAGUUAGGGAAGGAGAAGAAGUUAAGGAUGGAGAACAAGUUAGGGAAGGAGAAGAAGAAGUUAAGGAUGGAGAAGUAGUUUGGAAUGGGGAAGAAGUGAAGGAAGGAGAAGAAGUUAAGGAAGAAGAAGAAGAAGAAGUUUUGGAUGGACAAGAAGUUAAGGGUAAAGAAGAAAGCAUGGAUGGGGAAGAAGUUUGGGAUGGAGAAGAAGUUAAGGAUGGAGGAGAAGAAGGUGACGAAGUCAAGGAAGAAGAAGUUUUGGAUGGAGAAGAAGUUAAGGAUAAAGAAGAAAGUAUGGAUGGGGAAGAAGUUUGGGAAGGAGAAGAAGUUUGGAAUGGAGAAGAAUCUACUAAGUAUGGAGAAGAAAUUAAGGAAGAAGAAAAUGAAGUUAAGGAAGCAGAAGAAGUUGAAGAGGAUGGAGAAGAAGUUAGGGAAGGAGAAAAAGUGAAGAAUGAAGAACAAGUUAGGGAAGGAGGAGAUGUUAAGGAUGGAGAACAAGAUAGGGAAGGAGAAGAAGAAGCUAAGGAUGGAGAACAAGUUAAGGAUGGAGAACAAGUUAAGAAGGAGAAGAAGUUAAGGAAGAAGAAGAACAAGAAGUUUUGGAUGGAGAAGAAGUUAAGGGUAAAGAAGAAAGCAUGGAUGGGGAAGAAGUUUGGGAUGAAGAAGAAGUUAAGGAUGGAGAAGAAGUUUGGGAUGGAGGAGAAGUUUGGAAUGGAGGAGAAGAACCGAAGUAUGGAGCAGAAGUUAAGGAAGAAGAAGUUUAGGAAGGAGACGAAGUCAAGGAAGAAGAAGUUUUGGAUGGAGAAGAAGUUAAGGAUAGAGAAGAAAGUAUGGAUGGGGAAGAAGUUUGGGAUGGAGAAGAAGUUUGGAAUGAAUGAAGUUAAGGAAGUAGAAGAAGUUAAGGAGGAUGGAGAAGAAGUUAGGGAAGGAGAAAAAGUGAAGAUUGAAGAACAAGUUAGGGAAGGAGAACAAGUUAAGGAUGGAGAACAAGUUAGGGAAGGAGAAGAAGAAGUUAAGGAUGGAGAAGUAGUUUGGGAUGGGGAAGAAGUGAAGGAAGGAGAAGAAGUUAAGGAUGAAGAAGAAGAAGAAGUUUUGGAUGGAGAAGAAGUUAAGGGUAAAGAAGAAAGCAUGGAUGGGGAAGAAGUUUGGGAUGGAGGAGAAGUUUGGAAUGGAGGAGAAGAACCGAAGUAUGGAGAAGAAGUUAACUUAGGCGGGAGACGAAUUAAGGAAGCAGAAGAAUUUAAAGAGGAUGGAGAAGAAGUUAGGGAAGGACAAAAAGGGAAGAAUGAAGAACAAGUUAGGGAAGGAGAAGAAGUUAAGGAUGGAGAACAAGUUUGGGAAGGAGAAGAAGAAGUUAAGGAUGGAGAAGUAGUUUGGGAUGGGGAAGAAGUGAAGGAAGGUGAAGAAGUUAAGGAAGAAGAAGAAGAAGAAGUUUUGGUUGGAGAAGAAGUUAAGGGUAAAGAAGAAAGCAUGGAUGGGGAAGAAAUUUGGGAUGCAGAAGAAGUUAAGGAUGGAGAAGAAGUUUAG